Messenger RNA from Cannabis sativa, 1553 nucleotides. RefSeq lists its product as uncharacterized. Bases 148 to 1092 code for a protein of 314 amino acids. The record is from RefSeq and is a predicted model, not a curated record. The transcript is spliced from 5 exons. Gene Ontology annotation, cellular component: nucleus. Lineage: Eukaryota; Viridiplantae; Streptophyta; Magnoliopsida; Rosales; Cannabaceae. Gene Ontology annotation, biological process: regulation of DNA-templated transcription.
AUAAUGUGAAAACAGAUGGCGCGAAUAGAUGGUUGUCAUUUUGUUCUAAGGAAAUAAAAUGGCGCGAAUCGUUAAAUAAAUUAGAAUAGAAUCUCUUUGUUUGCCACUUCUUCACUCAGUCCUUUCUGUAGGAACGAAAGAGACGCCAUGGUCGGCCGGAAAAAGAGAGCGCCAGAGAUCGAUGCAAAUAAGAUUAUGCCCCAACCCUCCCUACUCUCAGGACCUUCAGAUGCUUCUGGGUAUGAGCAGUCCAGGGAUCUCAGAAUCAAAGAGAACAAGGAGAGAAUGAACAAGUUUGGCAUUCUUCAUCUUUCUCAGAAGCUUAAGUCUGAAAUCGCCCCAAGAAAGCGUCUUUCCAGGCACCCUUCUGAGACCAGGAAAACACAAACUCUUCCCUCUUCGUCUGGGUCGCCCAGGCGUUCAUCCAGGUUGAAAACUUUGGACAAGGUUAGUUACGUGGAGCUUCGUCCUAAACGAACGAAAGGCUCAUCGGAGAGUGAUGAGAUUCGCAUAAGAGAUGGCUUGAACCCAGAGAUUUACACAGAAGAGCAUGAGAAGCUUUUGGGGGAUUGCAAGAACACUUGGACACUGCUUGUUGAUGGAUAUGGAGAAGAUGGAAAACGCAUAUAUGAUGAAGUUAAUGGAGAAACAUGCCAUCAAUGCAGGCAGAAAACUCUUGGUCAUCAUACCCAUUGCAGCAAAUGCAACUUGGUCCAGGGACAAUUUUGUGGAGACUGCUUAUACAGUAGGUAUGGAGAAAACGUCACUGAAACCAAAGAGAAUCCUAGCUGGAUUUGUCCUGUGUGUCGAGAUAUCUGCAACUGCAGUUUAUGCCGCAAGGCGAAAGGGUGGAUGCCUACUGGUCAACUCACUAGAAAGGUUUUCAGGCUGGGCUACAAAUCUGUAGCACAUUAUCUCAUUCAAACCUUCCGUUCUCAAACAAAAACAGAAAACUCGUGUCAAAAGGAAGCAUCUCAUGAAAGAAAUGUAUCACUGACAUUUCAACCUGAAAACUCAUCACACGAUGAUCCGGAUGUUGAUGAUGAAGGUCAAAAGGAUGUUGAGGAUGCAACUGAAAAAGAUGGUAUGUAAGAGAAGGAUGUCAUGGAUAAAGAGGAUUUUGAUGAAAACAAGCUGUAAACUGCCUCAGGUUUUGGGAUGAAAUUGCAUUCCCUGCAAACUAUUUUUGAAUCUGCUGCUAAAGCAGAUUAUAUAUAUUAUAUAUAGCGAGUAAAGCGCGUAGUAAUUUUAGACAUCAUACAGAGUUUGCAGGGAUAAUUCAUUUACUAAAAUGUUUACUGUCUAGUUGGGAGCUGCAGCUAUCUUCAAUCAUUUUGUUAUAGUGAUACAGAUAAUCAUCUUAUUCACAGGUAUAUAUGCCAAUGGUUUCUCUUGUAUAUGUGAUUGUGGGUAAUUUUCAUUUCCUCUAAAACUGUUCUGUUUUGCAUUUUGUUGAAACAGUUGUAGUUUGAAGAUUGAAGAAAUGAGUGAGUGAGAAGUGGCUUAACUCUAUUUUUCAUUUUAAUUUUCAAAUUACUUGUACAGUUUAUGUC